AUGAGACAGGUAGGGAUUUGAUUUCGUUACUUUCUUUAUUUUUCCCUUCAACUAAUUACAUUGUUCCUUUACGUGUUAAAAAGAAUUAGACUUCAUUGCAUGUGCGUCCUGUUGUGAGCUUUAUGUCGUAAAUACAUGUACGGUUAACGUUCCUUAAGAACUUUUGUAAAGAAACCACAUGGUAUGUUUUCAUACUCCAUGGACCAACUUCAUUCAAAUAACUUCAGCUUAAGUGGUGCACUAUUUUAAUACAAUCAAUUGUAUAUUCUUUUCCUUUCAUUAGUGAAUUGGCAUUUGGGUAUUGCGGAAUACUAGAAAAUGAAACUUCGAUGAAUGUAACUUUGUUAGAUACAUAGGUAUGUCUAGAUGAUGAUACAGCCCCAUUUUACUAUUACUAAGGUAUUAAGGUGGACGUAUCCGGCGUCUCAGAGUGGAGCAUUAUGGAGAAAUCUACGGCUAACAAAGCGGCCAGUACAGGAAAACCCAUUACGUACAAAUUUCGCCUAUUCAUUGAGAGGAACGUAUUUGGAAUGGUUCACCUUUAACGACCAAUAAUAAUCAUGACAAAUGAAUGAUUUCUAUUGUACUUUGUCCCCCUUUUGAUUACAGAGUGAUAAAUGUUUUGAAGUGCUUAAGAGGAAAUUAGAGUACCACAACUGAAGUUCAGAUAGGUACACGCAAGUUACUUAAACAGUUACAAGUUCGUUUAUGAUUUUACGUUUCCUACUUGGAGGUUCAUCACCAGAUGAUUACCCGGACAAGUUGAGGCAGUUUUUCUGUGUAAGGUAUGAAGUAGCAUGGGGAUCUGGUUUUCAUACAAUGUUUACCCCAAAUUUUACAGGAAAUGUGUCACUUUUGGUCCGUCACUUUCUGUCAUCUCUCCUGACUUUCUUUGAUGCUUGUCUUCUGAAUUUUCAAACUGUUCAUUAACAGAACAAACCUGCAAAAAUGUUCCCCGGCAUCUGAAACUCGGAAAGUACUGACCGAUCAGCUUGACAGGUAUGAAACCAUAUUUUGGAUCCUGCAAUUUAUUCCCCUAAUCUGGGAACUAAAUGAUCUUUACGUAAGGAUAUUAAAACGAUUUUCAAAUGAGGUCCGCCAAAACAAAGCAAAGAACUUAUUACCAGCCACAAAAUCUAGAAAUAGCUUAUCAUACAAGUAAACAGACAAUCAGGCAGUAGGGCAAUCAGAAUUAUGGAAAAUUCCAUGUCAUUACACGUGGAAGUCGUUAUUGGUAUUUUACUGGGUUCUCAGGGCAAGUUUUGAUUGCCAAUCGCACUUCAAAGCAAUGCAAAUCCAAACCAAUAAUUUCAACCAAAUUUUGGGUUUCUCCACUGUUUUCCUUUACGCUGGUAAUAGGUUGGAUCACCAGCUAAAGAACCUUGAGGGCGGCCAACCCCGAUGGUCUCCUGACAGUAGCAUGUAUAUUGCAUACCUCUGCGAUUUGCAAGACAAGCGUCGAGAAGACUUGCUAUUAUCCAUGCAUGUCAAGUGCUCAGAAAGGUGUUUUCUCUUACAACUGAUGAAGAAAUAUGCAGGUAUUGCAUUGAUAUGUUCCAGUGCUAACAGUCGUCGAUAAAAGCCCGAUUACAGCUAACCAACACAUCGUAUUGAAAUGACUAUAACCUAGGCUUUCUAGGGUAUCAUUUUGACUCAUGUCGUGUUAAUUCUUUAGAUGGACAAGCCAUUGCAAAACGGCUUUGUACGCAAAUUACAAAGGCAACGGGAGCCAUUAAACAGCUGGUCAAGGAGUACACAAGACAAAACGUUGACACGGUGGGUUGUAAAUACCCCUCCACAAUUGCGUUUGAAGACGCGCUGAGCAUCGACAGUCCACUGUGGCGUGUACUAAACGAUGACAUCCAACCGCAGUCUGCUGUUCCCUAUUGUUUAAAGAGGCAACUCAUUGAUUUGUUUCACACACGAAAAAGAUGCUUAGAGGAAAUAGCCAACACCAGAAGAAGAAAUGGCUCGGAUGUUCAGUCAUUUCGAGGGAAAGUUGAAGGUAUUGGACACUUGGUCAAAGGAACUGAUGGCACAGAAAGAUAAGGGGGGAGCUCGCGCAUUACUCUCCAUUGCCCGCACUAAAAUGGAUGAGCUUUCCGUAUUCACAGGUCAUCUCCACGGUCUCUUUUCUAAUGAUGAUGGUAGCCAUGAGGAAUGUGAAGCUCAGUUUGACCUUGGAAUUUUCCCCGAAGCGGAUUGUGAUGAUGCCGAUGAGGAGGUUCAGAUGGAGGACGAUUACAACACUAAUGAAGUUGACGUGGUUCAACAGCUUGGCCAAAGUGAAGUCUUUGAGGAACUGCGUUCCGUUCUCAAUGCUGAAUACGGAAGUGACAGUGAAUCUGAUUCAGAUAGUUCAGAUUUAAACACAGAAAUAUCUUGAUUGUAACUUGUGAGUCGUUUCAACUGCCUGUUCCUUUUCCUCUUUCACUCAAGAAUGUAAAUCUACGAACAAGUGUUACCAAUCAGCUAAAAAAAAUUAAGCUCAGUGUCAACUAGUCAGUCACUUUACACGACAAAUAACAGCUCUCCUCCACGAAUUAAUUCAAUCUUGUUUUAUCGACUUUGGCUCCUUGACGCAUCCUUACCUGGUCAUUUUGUUGUGACGUUUAAAGCCUGAUUAAAUUGAAAAAGUUUCAGCAUUUUGGCCUAAGUGUCUUUGUUCGCGGGACAAGUAUUUUAACGCAUGGCAAUGGCG
Pocillopora meandrina is the source of this 2701-nucleotide messenger RNA. The record is from the annotation of a GenBank genome assembly. NCBI's taxonomy places the organism in Eukaryota, Metazoa, Cnidaria, Anthozoa, Scleractinia, Pocilloporidae.